This is a messenger RNA of Patiria miniata (bat star), 2218 nucleotides long. Its product is annotated as neuromedin-U receptor 2-like. Gene Ontology annotation, cellular component: plasma membrane. The record is from RefSeq and is a predicted model, not a curated record. Bases 667 to 1824 code for a protein of 385 amino acids. NCBI's taxonomy places the organism in Eukaryota, Metazoa, Echinodermata, Asteroidea, Valvatida, Asterinidae. The transcript has a single exon. Gene Ontology annotation, molecular function: G protein-coupled receptor activity. Gene Ontology annotation, biological process: G protein-coupled receptor signaling pathway.
UAGUGCGCCUCAUUUAUGGAAUUCACUACCGCUUGACCUCAGAACAUAGAAUAAUCCAUCAUCCUUCAAGCGACAGCUUAAGACUCAUCUCUUCAGCCGGGUAUUUUGCAUCCUGGAAUGACUUUCUCUUUGCAACGACCCAUGCCUUUGAAUGACAUUUUAUGUUGGAUACCGUGCACAACUGGGCGGCAGUUGUUUUGCAUGAUUCACGGGCACAGUGCUUCCUGACAAGAACAAAUGAAGCCAAAAAUCUUCAUUUCAGAGUGCUUACCAAAUUCAAACGUUAACAUUUUUUCUUCGCAGCAGAUCUGUUUAUCGUAAUUUUGCCUGCAUUGUGACUCUGAACUGCCACCAUGUAAAAAACGUCUUCAGCUAAAACCGAUCCGGUUGUGUACGUCAAUGAAAGUACUAACUGUUGCUGCUUUCAAACUGUGCCAAUGUGUGAAUAAACAAACAUUCUCAAGUAGUUUUCUUUGUCCAAUUUGCAAACAAAGCAAUCCUACUGCAACCAAAGCUUCCCACUGCCUCGAUUCUAAGAAACUGGAACUUGGGAUAAGUUUUGGGCCAGAUCAUCAAUGAAUGUUUGUUAAGUGGUCAUUUUCAAAGACUUGCGCUUUAUCUUUCCUUGAGUGAGUGUAAAUUAGUGACGUUCACUCGAUCACCACAAUGGGAUCAGGCGUAACGUCAGGCGAGUGCACCGCCAACAACACUCACAACAUCAGUACUGAGAAGAGUGCUGAGUGGCUUUACACUCCAACACACACUCUCUUUGUAACCAUCAUUGUCCCAGUUUUCUGGGGUGCUGGCGUCGUCGCAAACUCAACAUUUCUGUUUGUCUUACUUCGCCUCCCCAAGAUGAGAUCCAAGAGUAACAUCUUGCUGGCUAACUUGGCGCUUGCCGAUUUGUGGCAGAUAAGCUUUUAUGCUGGAAUCUACCUCUGGAUGUAUCUAGCCUCCCCGGUUCUGUUCUCCCUACCGUUUGUAAGCUCGGCUGGCUGCAUGGGUUUCUACGCCGCAUUCAACGUUGGGUACUUUUCCUCCGUCGCACUGGUGACCGCAGUUUCGCUGGAGCGUUACAUUGCCCUCUGCCAUCCCAUGAGGCAUCUGACGAUUUUCAGCCGACAGCAGGCCUACAAAAUGGUUGGGAUCUGCUGGAUGGUGGGGUUGGUGUUUUCCUGUUCCAUCGUGCCUGGUUCGGCGAUCCUCAACGUGCGAUGUCUUCAGUGGCCCGAUGUGGACACAUUUGAUGGGUUCCCUUCAGUUUCUGUAUCGUGUGGUUCUGUACAUCCCUGGGUUGGAUACUACAUCGAGCCACUGGUACUCAUCCCAUGGCUGGUAAUCGUCAUCGCAAAUAUCUACAUGUUUGUGGAAAUUGUGCGCGCCUUGAACAAACGUAGAGCUAUCGCGGAUGCCGCUACAACUGGAGCACACCUCAGAAUGCUGCAAGUCAGAAACCAGUUUGCGAUUAUGCUGAUCAUAAACGGCGCCGUUUUCUUCAUCUGUCAGACUCCAAUCCGAUUCGUCAAUCUCUCCUUCUGGAUCUGCUUUGUGGCUGGUAUCCCGGACAAUCCCCUCGUUGCCAUCAGUGGGAAUUACAUAUCAUGGAUUGUCCUGGUUCCCCAACUCAUUAACUGCCUGGUAAAUCCUUUAAUCUACGGCGUUACCAAUGCCAACUACCGGGCUGCGUUACAUCAAGCGUUCCAGUGCAGACGACAGCCUGGAAGAGCCCCCUCAACUCAACAGCCAUGUGCUCUUGUUAUAAGGAACAGCCACGCUGAUGUAGAAAACCACCAACAGGAAGCACAAACUGUCAACCAGCUGUAAGAACUUGAAUAAAACUGUGUAGCCAUGAACUGUUAUAGCGACAUCUUAGUAUCAUAGCUUUGCAUAGAAAGAAGAACAUUAUGCCAUCUUGUGAGCUGAAGCUUAGUUGGUAUAUUUUGCCAUCAGAUUACUGUAUCUGUGUUAGAGGUUUUUAACAUGCAUGCUUUCAAUAGCUUCAAGGUCUGAGCUUUUGCCAUUUUGUGCUCUGUAAUGCAAUGUUACAUGAUAUUUUGUAGAUUGGUGGUUCGUGGCUAUAGAUUGAAACAGUGGUUGGAGUAUAUGUUAUUGUGUCUCACUCUUAUUCGAAAAGUUCCAGUUUGCAGACAAGUACAAAUAGAUUACUUGCUAACCUAAAUUUUAGUUUUGCAAUAUUUUCACAUUUUUCAGUGUCAAA